AUGUCGGCUGGCAUCUCUACUCUUCUUUCUGGCAGCAGCCAGGGCCAGAACACAAGAGCCCUGUUCCGUGUUGUCAUCCUCGUCCUGAUCGCUGGAGCCGCCGUUGCCAGUCGUCUGUUCUCGGUCAUCCGUUUCGAGAGUAUCAUCCACGAGUUCGACCCUUGGUUCAACUUCAGGGCCACCAAGUACCUCGUUGCAAAUGGAUUCUACAGCUUCUGGGACUGGUUCGACGACCGAACAUGGUACCCGCUGGGUCGUGUCACCGGCGGAACCCUGUAUCCCGGCCUGAUGGCCACCAGCGGCAUCAUCUACCAUCUUUUCCGCCUCUUGACCAUUCCCGUCGACAUCCGAAAUAUCUGCGUCCUGCUCGCCCCGGGCUUUUCCGGUCUCACUGCCCUCGCAGCAUACUGGUUGACCAACGAGCUGUCCACCUCCAAGUCCGCCGGUCUCCUGGCCGCUGCCUUCAUGGGCAUUGCCCCCGGAUACAUCUCCAGGUCUGUGGCUGGCAGCUAUGACAACGAGGCCAUCGCCAUCUUCCUGCUGGUCCUCACCUUCUUCCUCUGGAUCAAGGCUGUCAAGCAGGGCUCUAUCAUGUGGGCCGCUCUGUGCGCCCUUUCCUACGACUGGAUGGCCGCAUCCUGGGGUGGAUAUACCUUUAUCGACAACCUCAUCGCAGUCCACAGUCUCAUGCUCUGCGUUUCCGGCCGGUACAGCAACCGGCUAUAUGUCGCCUACACUACCUUUUACGCAAUUGGUUUCCUGGGAAUCAUGCAGGUCCCAUUCAUCAACUUCCUGGCCAUCAGCACCAGCGACCACUUUGGAGCCCUCGGUGUCUUUGGCCUGAUGCAAUUCUAUGGCUUCUUCAACUGGUUCACGGGCAUGUUUGACCCCAAAGUGGUGAACAAGUGGCGAUGGGUAUCCUUCUUCGCCCUCAUAGUGGUGGGCAUCGCGGCGAACGUCCUUCUGGUCAGGACUGGCAAGAUCGCUGCCUGGGGAGGACGAUUCUACUCGCUCUUCGAUACCGGAUAUGCUAAGGUUCAUAUCCCGAUCAUCGCCUCUGUCUCGGAGCACCAGCCGACUGCCUGGCCAGCCUUCUUCUUCGACCUGAACAUGUUGAUUUACCUCUUCCCUGCCGGCAUCUACCUGUGCUUCGACAGACUGGGCGACGAGCACAUCUUCCUCAUCGUCUAUGCUGUGCUCGGCAGCUACUUUGCCGGUGUUAUGGUUCGUCUCAUGCUCACACUCACACCAUGCGUCGUCGUCGCGGCAGCCAUCGCGGCUUCGACCAUCCUGGACAACUACCUCUCGGCGGACAGCCCGGAGCCUCAAGACGAGAAUGCCGAGGCUGCCGACGUCCCGGCGAAGAAGGACAAGAGCAACAAACACAAGCACUCGGACCCUUCCAAGCAGCCCAUUGUUGGGAUCUACAGUAAGACUUCGAAGCUGGUCGUGGCCGCGGGAAUGCUGGUGUACCUCAUCCUCUUCGUCAUGCACUGCACCUGGGUCACCUCCAACGCCUACUCCUCUCCGUCUGUGGUCCUGGCCAGCCGCAUGCCUGACGGGAGCCAGCACAUCAUCGAUGAUUACCGCGAGGCCUACCAGUGGCUGCGACAAAACACCAAGGAGGACGCCAAGAUCAUGUCAUGGUGGGACUACGGCUACCAGAUCGGUGGCAUGGCUGAUCGGCCCACCCUGGUUGACAACAACACCUGGAACAACACCCACAUCGCGACCGUUGGCAAGGCCAUGAGCUCCCGUGAGGAGGUCAGCUACCCCAUCAUGCGUCAGCACGAGGUCGACUACGUGCUGGUCGUCUUUGGCGGUCUGCUCGGCUACUCGGGCGACGACAUCAACAAGUUCCUCUGGAUGGUCAGGAUUGCUGAAGGCAUCUGGCCCGACGAGGUCAAGGAGCGAGACUUCUUCACGUCGCGCGGAGAGUACCGUGUUGAUGACCAGGCCACCGACACCAUGAAGAACUCGCUGAUGUACAAGAUGUCGUACCACAACUAUCAUAACCUGUUCCCCAAGGGACAGGCCACAGAUCGUGUCCGUGGGGCCCGCCUGCCAGCAGAGGGCCCGGUCCUCAAUACCGUCGAGGAAGCUUUCACCAGCGAGAACUGGAUUAUCCGCAUCUACAAGGUCAAGGACCUCGACAACUUCGGUAGGGACCACAGCGCCGUGGCAGCUUUCGAGAAGGGCCACAAGAAGAAGAAGCCCGUUAAGAAGCGGGGCGCUCGAACCCUCAGAGUCGACUAG
Diaporthe batatas is the source of this 2256-nucleotide messenger RNA. Its product is annotated as dolichyl-diphosphooligosaccharide--protein glycosyltransferase subunit STT3. NCBI's taxonomy places the organism in Eukaryota, Fungi, Ascomycota, Sordariomycetes, Diaporthales, Diaporthaceae. The transcript has 5 exons. Gene Ontology annotation, biological process: post-translational protein modification. The coding region runs from base 1 to 2256 and encodes 751 amino acids. Gene Ontology annotation, molecular function: dolichyl-diphosphooligosaccharide-protein glycotransferase activity. The record is from RefSeq and is a predicted model, not a curated record. Gene Ontology annotation, cellular component: membrane.